Messenger RNA from Iphiclides podalirius (scarce swallowtail), 1071 nucleotides. The record is from the annotation of a GenBank genome assembly. NCBI's taxonomy places the organism in Eukaryota, Metazoa, Arthropoda, Insecta, Lepidoptera, Papilionidae.
AUGAUCUCGGCGAGCCACCCCGGCGAGGCGCUGGCCCAGCUGCAGCUGGGGCACCUGGGCCACCUGUACCCGGCGCCGCCGGCGGCCGCCAUGACGCCCGAGUUCCUCGCGCCGCCGCCGCGGCCCUACCCGCGCUACCCGGCGCGCAGGCCGCGCGAGCCGUCCGCGCAGCCGCCCUUCUACGCGCCCUUCCUGCCGCACGCGCCCUACGCCUACCUGUACGGAGCGAGGCCGCAGCCGCCCGCCGCCUACCCGCUGCGGCCGAGGUCCUCCUCGGGCUUCGUGCCGCCGGCGCCCGCGCCGCCUGCGCCGCUCGAUCUGCCCGCAUCGACAACCGCGCCCGCACCUCCCUCAAUCGAGGACGGUGCAAUGUCGCCCGAGCGGGGCACGCCGGCCCCAUACUUCUACCGGGGCGCGAUGAUCCGACUAGAGGACGGCUCCCUGAGGCGUGUGGAGGAGAUGAGGACUGAGGACUUCGUUAGCAGCGCGAGUCGCAGCAACGACCUGGCGCUGACGAAGUGCACGCUGCUGCGCCUAGACGAGCGGGGCGAUCAGCUGGCUCUCACGCUCACUUACGACAGGAAUCGCACACAGGUCGAACUGGACUGGACGGUGGACCGGCCGUUCUUCGUGUACGGCAGGGGCUGGGCGUCGUGUAAGCCGGAGCGCACCCUCGCGAGGUACGGCCUCCGCGUGCAGAGGCUGCAGGUCGGCGACGUGUGCGUCUCCCUCGUAGCCAGAAACCACGCGGCGGCCGCCAAUGCCGGAGUGGUUGCGAGCUCGACGACGAGCGGCCACUGCGUCACCAGCAGCAUGGGACUAACGAGCGGUAUGGGAGUUACGAGCGGCAUAGGAGUUUCGAGCGGAAUGGGAGGUACGAGCGGCAUGGGUGUUUCGAGCAGCAUGUGCGCUACGAGCAACGCUGUCACGAGCUCGGUCGGCAGCUGCCUCCCCGCGCCCGCCCCGCCCCAAACGCAUCCCGAGAACCUCAGCGUAAAAGAAGACUCGCGCAAGCGACGCUGGUCCGCCUCAGACGCGAACGAGGAGGAUCGUCCGCUGCUCAAAAAGCGC